AUGACUACUCUUGACAUUCCUCAAAUUAAAAAUGUUCUCCGUGAUUUUUUCAAAUCGUUUUAUGAAGAAGUUAGUGAUGGUACUGGUGGUAAAAAAAAGCAUUUUGUUUAUGAUGAACAAAUUUCAAAAUUAGCUAGUCGUAGUAGUAAUGUAUUUUAUCUUGCAUUAGAUGACUUAAAUGAAACAAAUCCUGAUUUGGUUGAUAAAUUUUCGAAUAAUUCGGUAAGGUUUCAACGUAUAACAAAUGAAGUUAUAGAUGAAUUGAUAAAUGAAAAACGCGGAAACGAACUUCCAGAAGCAAAAGAUGCUCUUGAUGCCUAUUUAAUUCAAAGAAUACGUGAAGAAAGACAUAUAAAAACAUUACAAGAUGAAAAUAUGCCUCUUCAAGAUAGUAAGAGAAAGUUUCCUCCAGAGUUGUUAAGAAGAUAUGAUAUUGCAAUUAAAACACCAUCUAGCGAUAAACCAUUUGCUGUUCGUAAUGUUAAAUCAAAGUACAUCGGAAAACUUAUAACAGUCACUGGAAUAGUUAUUCGUGCAACUGAUGUUCGCCCAUUAACAUCUGUUCUAACAUAUUCAUGUGACACUUGUGGUUGUGAAACAUAUCAAACAGUUAAAGGUCCAUCCUUCCAACCUGCUAUUGAAUGUCCAAGUAGAGAAUGUCAAGAAUCCCGUGGAGCCGGAAGAUUGACAAUGCAAAUUAGAGGUAGUAAAUUUACUAAAUUCCAGGAAAUUAGAAUUCAAGAAUCAUCUAAUCAAGUACCUAUUGGAAGUAUUCCAAGAUCUAUGACCAUUAACCUAUUUGGAGAACAAUGCCGUGAAGUUGUGCCUGGAGAUUCAGUUAGAGUAAGUGGAACUUUACUGCCUAUUAUGAGUGGACAGGGUGAAAGACAUACUGGCAGUUUGGUAACUGACACUUUCUUGCAAGCAACAGAUUUAGAAAAGUUAAAUACUGAUGACACAGUUGAUGAUGAAAAUAGUAAAUUUACAGAAGAAGAGUUAGAACUUGCAAGUAAGCCUGACAUUUAUGAUCAGUUAGCAUAUUCAAUUGCUCCUGAAAUUUAUGGUCAUAUUGAUGUAAAGAAAUCAUUACUUUUAGCUCUUGUUGGAGGUGUUGAUAAAAAUGCAGCAGGAAUGAAGAUUAGAGGAAACAUCAAUGUUAUACUUAUGGGAGAUCCAGGUGUUGCUAAGUCUCAACUUCUUGGUUAUGUUGAUCGUCUUGCAGUUAGAUCUGCUUAUACAACAGGUCGUGGUUCUUCAGGAGUUGGUUUAACGGCGGCUGUUAUUAAAGACCCAAUUACUGGAGAAAUGACAUUGGAAGGUGGUGCUCUUGUAUUAGCUGAUGGAGGAAUUUGUUGUAUUGAUGAAUUUGAUAAGAUGCUUGAAGGUGAUCGUACAGCUAUUCAUGAAGUAAUGGAACAGCAAACUAUUUCUAUUGCAAAAGCUGGAAUCUUAACAACAUUAAAUGCUAGAACAUCAAUUAUUGCAGCUGCUAAUCCAGCAUAUGGAAGGUUUAAUCCAAAACGUAGUAUAGAAGAAAAUCUUCAACUUCCUGCUGCUUUACUUUCAAGAUUUGAUAUUUUAUGGCUUAUUCAGGAUAAACCAUCAAGAGAAAAUGAUAAACGUCUUGCUUCACAUAUUACUUUUGUUCACAUGAAUGAAAAGCAACCAGAACAAGAUGGAAGAGUUCCUUUGUCGAUGAGUUUCAUGAGGAAAUACAUUGCUAUAUGUAAAAAGAAAAAUCCUACAGUUUCUCCAAAUCUUAGUAAAAGACUAGUUGAUAUGUAUGUUGAUCUCCGUAAACACGCACGUAUAUCCAAUGAUUCUACCUACACUUCACCUCGUGUUCUACUGGGUGUAAUCAGAAUGGCUACAGCUGUUGCACGUGUACGAUUAGCUGAUGAGGUAACUAUGGCUGAUAUUGAAGAAGCUAUUAGACUUAUGGAUGUUUCUAAAUCAUCAUUGCAUCCAGAUGACAUCAGAGGAGUUAACCGUUAUGAACAUGUUUGGGACAACGUAUUUGAAAUUAUAAGAGAUAUUAAAAAUUCUUCAGUUGCUGAUAUGGCAGUUUCAUUGAGUGAAGUUGUUGGUAAAUCUAAGAACAAAGGUAUUAGGGAGAAAGAUGUUGAUGAAGCAAUAAAACAUUUUUCGAAGCAGGGUGUUCUUUUCAUGGAUGAAAGUAAAAAAAUUCAUGUAUUUUAA
Molecule: messenger RNA, 2199 nt
Organism: Strongyloides ratti
Lineage: Eukaryota; Metazoa; Nematoda; Chromadorea; Rhabditida; Strongyloididae
Product: DNA replication licensing factor MCM7
Exons: 1
Coding region: 1-2199 (732 amino acids)
Biological process (GO): DNA replication initiation; DNA replication; double-strand break repair via break-induced replication
Cellular component (GO): nucleus; MCM complex
Molecular function (GO): ATP binding; single-stranded DNA helicase activity; single-stranded DNA binding
Source: RefSeq, a predicted model, not a curated record